CACCUCUAGGGCACAGGCUGUAGCUCAUUCUGACCACUGCUCCUUUCCCAGGAUCACUUUUAAGAGGGUUUUUUUGCUUGUUUGGGGGGGGUUGCUGUUGUUUGGGUUUUUUUUUUUUUUAAGAUUUUUUUUUUUUAGAGCACCUUUACUUUCCAAUUUAAACACCACAAAAUGGCACCUAAGAAGGACGUAAAGAAACCAGCCGCAGCAGCGGCGCCUGCGCCGGCACCAGCACCAGCACCCGAGCCAGCCAAACCCAAAGAACCCGCCAUCGACCUCAAGAGCAUCAAGAUCGAGUUCUCCAAGGAGCAACAGGAUGACUUCAAGGAGGCCUUCCUCCUCUUUGACAGGACCGGUGAUGCCAAGAUCACCCUGAGCCAGGUUGGUGAUAUCAUCCGGGCGCUGGGGCAGAACCCUACAAAUGCCGAGGUCAACAAAAUCCUGGGAAACCCCAGCAAAGAGGAGAUGAAUGCCAAGAAGAUUACUUUUGAAGAGUUCCUGCCCAUGUUGCAAGCAGCUGCCAACAACAAGGAACAGGGCACCUUUGAAGACUUCGUUGAAGGUCUGCGUGUCUUCGACAAGGAGGGCAAUGGCACAGUCAUGGGGGCUGAGCUCCGUCACGUGCUGGCUACUCUGGGUGAGAAGAUGACAGAAGAGGAAGUAGACGAACUCAUGAAAGGCCAGGAAGACUCAAAUGGCUGCAUCAACUAUGAGGCAUUUGUAAAGCACAUCCUGUCUGUCUAAGUGGAAUUCUCCAGAUACCAAAUGAACAAGUCAAAUUCAGAAAGACCAGACGGCACUUAAGAUUUGCCCAAAAUUUUUGCUCAGUCUGUCACCAUCAACAUGGAAAUUGCAUAGAACUGGAUGAUGUGACUCCAACCCCAUCACUUUUUACCAGUACAGCCAUGGGUAUCACCUCUGGGUCACUACACCUUCAUCUAAGAAAUCUGAGUUUUCACCAAAGCGAACUAGAUGGAAUAAACUGCUACCAUCCAGGAUCCAUCCAUCCCAACAAACUAUUUCCAUGCUAUUUGCAAUGAAACAAUGUCAUUUCUUGGGAAAAUAAAGCAUCAAUAAAUCCCUGUGGUCACUUUGUGGCUA
Molecule: messenger RNA, 1101 nt
Organism: Manacus vitellinus (golden-collared manakin)
Lineage: Eukaryota; Metazoa; Chordata; Aves; Passeriformes; Pipridae
Gene: MYL1
Product: myosin light chain 1
Exons: 7
Coding region: 172-744 (190 amino acids)
Cellular component (GO): myosin II complex; contractile muscle fiber
Molecular function (GO): calcium ion binding
Source: RefSeq, a predicted model, not a curated record